AUGACUAGAUUGUUAGUAUUACCAUUUAAGCAAUUGAGGUUAGCGAACUUUGUUUCAAGACCUUUAAUUGCUAGAAGCAGCUAUUUCAUCCAACCCUCCUUGUUUGGUGUUAGAUCCUUAGUCAGCGAAGCCGCAGCAUCCAAGACAAAGACAAAGACAAAUACACAGCAAAAGACAAAGAAACUGACUUCUUCUUCUAAGAAGUCGAGCGAAAAGGCAAAUUUGAAGAAGAAACUCAAGGCGGCAAAAACCAAAGAACUGAAGCUUGCUAAACAACUCAAGGCCAAGCAAGCUAAAGUCAAGGCAAUUUCUGCAAAGAGAGAAAAAGCCUUAUUGGAGAAAGCUCUCAGAAAUCCUCCAGGAUGCCAACCUUUCUCCCUUUUUGCAAAGCAAACCAAAAUGAGAGUCGAUAAAGCUUACAAGGAGUACACGGCUUUGCCCGAAGAUGUAAAGGCUAAAUACGUCAAGGCCGCUAACGAUUAUAACGCUAAAAUAGCUUCAAUGUUGACACCAAAACCAGACCUCAAGCCAAGCGCCAUCUACAACAAUUUCGUUCAGCAGACUAUUGACAAAAAUCAACCUGCAAAUGACAGAUUUAAGGCAGUUGCAUUGAAAUGGAAAUCGUUGACUGAUGAAGAAAAAGAAAAGUAUUCAAUUCCCCAAGAACAAAAAGAUGCAAUAAAGGAGAGCAAGAAGAAAUGGCAAGAAGCUAGAAUUAAAGAUUAUUUAGCGAUUCAGGAAUUCAAAAAGAAUUUCAAAGUAAAUAUCAAUUAG
Messenger RNA from Lodderomyces oxycetoniae, 774 nucleotides. RefSeq names its product Gcf1p (gene GCF1). The record is from RefSeq and is a predicted model, not a curated record. Bases 1 to 774 code for a protein of 257 amino acids. The transcript has a single exon. Lineage: Eukaryota; Fungi; Ascomycota; Pichiomycetes; Serinales; Debaryomycetaceae.